AUUCGGAGAGUGAGAAAAUUAGAACCCGUGACAAAAAUAUUGGGAGAUCGUCUGGAGUGCAGUGUCAAGCUUCAUUUUAUGAGUUAUUUUGAAGAUAACACUUGAUCGAUUUCGCCAUGUCUACUGAACCUGGAGUAGAAAAGGUGCUGGUGACUGGUGCGUCUGGCUACAUAGCUACACACAUUGUAAAGCAACUCCAGGAAGCUGGCUACAAGGUCAGAGGAACAGUCAGGAGUCUCACCAACCCCAAGAAAGUAGGACCCCUCAAGGAACUCUGUCAGAAUCCUGCCCAUGAACUGGAACUCGUAGAAGCCGACCUCACAAAUGAUGAAUGCUGGAAAGAUGCUGUCCAGGGAUGUAGCCAUGUUAUCCACACUGCCAGCCCUUUCCCAGACAAGAGUCCUAAGGAUGAGAGUGUUAUUAUCAAGCCUGCUGUAGAAGGUACAACCAGGGUCCUGCAAGCAUGUGUAGAUGUGGGCGGAGUCAAGAGGGUCGUACUCACCAGCUCUAUACUUGCCAUCAGUGAUUUGACUGAGACUAAUGAAGAACCCAUCACAGAGGAAAGCUGGAGGAAUAUGAACAGUCCUAUGGAGGAUGCCUACGGGAAGAGCAAGGCGUUAGCAGAGAAAGCUGCUUGGGAUUUUGUAGAGAAACUACCAGCUGAGUCUAAAUUUGAGUUUACCGUCAUCAACCCAGCAAUGGUCCUUGGUCCUGUCAUCUGCGGAGUUCCAGGAACCAGCGUGGAAGUGAUCCGUCGUAUCCUCGAACGAGACCCACCUGCUAUUCCCAAGCUCAAUUUCUCCGUAUGUGAUGUCAGGGAUGUUGCUAAGGCUCACGUCAUUGCCAUGACGCACCCGGAGGCACCAGGUCAUCGUCAUAUCGUCGCUCCUCACAGUUUGUGGUUUCGAGAAAUGGUAGAUAUCCUCAAGGAAGAGUUUGUAAAUAAAGGUUACAAGCCGCCAAGUCUGAUGGCCCCACCCGUUCUUCUAAAGGUAGUAAGCUGGUUUGAUUCAUCUGUCAAGUACAUUCUACCACUACAGGGGCACAAGGCUACAUUUUCAAACCAUAGGUUUACUGAAGUACUUGGAGUCAAACCAUAUGAUGCUAAGGAUUCAUUGAUAGACAUGGCUUACACCUGCAUAGAUAAAGGAUUCAUAGUAAAGAAGAAGCAAUAUUUCAAUCCAAAGGAUCAACAGACAGCAGAAGGCGCUAGUGCAUCGUCAUCAUCGUAGAAAUAUCAAUGGACCUUCAGUGCAUUUAAAUCAUACAGCUUUGUCAUAACUUCAGAUAACGGAGGCUUCACACUGAUAUACAUUUGGGUUCAACCAUUUAUCUGGAUUCCAUCUUUAGCACUCCCCUUUACCGAACACCUGUAUGUCGUCAGCCACACAUCUGACACCUUCAAGACCUUCCAGCACCAGGUUCAGUUGCCUCUGGAACUCUUCAGGACCGGUGGACAGACCAAAAGGCAUACUCUUCCAUCGAUACCGGCCAUAGGGAGUGUUGAAUGUUGUCAGCUCCGAACUAGCCUCGUCUAAUUGGACAUGCCAGAAUCCGUUCUUCGCAUCAAAGGUGCUAAACACCUUCGCAUUAGUCAAGUCCGAUAGGAUAUCUUCUAUUGUUGCCAUGGGAUAGUGGUUUCGUUUCAAUCCCUUAUUCAGAUCUCUUGGGUCUAAGCACACUCUUAGCUUUCCAUUGGGCUUCUCCACACAGACAAGGCUUGGUACCCAAGGUGUGUGUGUCUCUAUCCUUGCAAUUAUAUUGCCUUCUUCAAGCCUGUCUAAUUCUUCCUUUAGUUUGGUCUGCAAAGCCACUGGUACUCGUCUUGGUGGGUGGAUCACCGGUGUAACUUCUUCGUCCACACUCAUAUGAUACUCUCCCUCAAGUUUUCCUGUCCCCUCAAAGAGUACUCUCACAAUCUGUGUCAGCCUUCAGCAACAUUAUGUUUUCCUCACAGACCUUGAUCAAUCCCAUCUGCUGGGCUGCACUGCUUCCAAGUAUUGGCAUGCUCUCUCUGUCUAUAAUGAUGCAAUCCACUUGUAUUUCCUUCCAUUCUUGGGAUUAAUCAUUUUCACUUGGGUCUUGCCAAGGGGAACUUGAUUAAAGACAGUAAGUACAAGGUGCUUGCACUUGAUGACUUCUUUUGCCAGCACCUUACGGAUCACAUUACAUGUUGCUCUGUAGUCUACCGGGAACUUCACAUCCUUCCCAUCCAGCGUCAUCAGCAUGAAGAUUUUCUUUUUGAAUUUUACCCUGUCUACCCUGUACUCUGCAUGCUCUUCUUCCAGCUCAACUAUUUGAACUUCCUUAGAUUCUUCAUCUGAAGUUUCUGCUUCAACUACAUGGACUGGUAUUUUCUUUGGCUUCUUCUGAUCUCCUCUGAUCUUUACCUUGGUCUUUCUUGGCUUUGUUCCUGCACACACUAGAGAAAUGAUUUUUCCCACUGCGUGAGAAGUAUUCUUUCCCGAUUGCUGGACAUUUCUCUUUUUAACUUUCAUGACAACAUCCACAGAAUUUACACUGCACUGCCUGCAAUUUCUUGGGUUUUCUUUAUUGCUCACUGCACGAACCUCUUGUCGCUGAUCACCGACAAGAACAUCCACUCUGGCCUUGGAGAGCACAGACAGUUGACAAGCUUUGACACACUUGUCCAAAUCAAGUGAAGAGUCUCGUAGAAGUCUCUCCCUCAGCAUGCCAUCUCUGAUCCCGCAUACGAUCCUAUCACGAAUCAGAGACUCCUUAAACUCUCCAAAGUUACAGUGAGCCACCAACAGUUUUGAGUUCAGUUAAGAACGAAUCAACUGAU
Molecule: messenger RNA, 2806 nt
Organism: Lytechinus variegatus (green sea urchin)
Lineage: Eukaryota; Metazoa; Echinodermata; Echinoidea; Temnopleuroida; Toxopneustidae
Product: phenylacetaldehyde reductase-like
Exons: 9
Coding region: 117-1232 (371 amino acids)
Molecular function (GO): oxidoreductase activity, acting on the CH-OH group of donors, NAD or NADP as acceptor
Source: RefSeq, a predicted model, not a curated record